CUCUCUCUUUCUCUCUCACACACAGCUGGUGAUCCCUUCCGCACAUUUCUCGCCCUAUAGCAAAAGGGUUUCUCCCCUCAAGGAAAGAGUCUAGAUUCCACCCCCCCACCCCCCACCCCCGCCAAUUCUCGGCCUUUCAGGAGCUGCGGCGCCAAGAUGAGCGGAGAGGAGAACCCAGCCAGCAAGCCCACGCCGGUGCAGGACGUUCAGGGCGACGGACGCUGGAUGUCCCUGCACCAUCGGUUCGUGGCCGACAGCAAAGAUAAGGAACCCGAAGUCGUCUUUAUCGGGGACUCGUUGGUCCAGCUAAUGCACCAGUGCGAGAUCUGGCGGGAACUCUUUUCUCCUCUGCACGCACUUAACUUUGGCAUUGGCAGUGAUAGCACGCAACAUGUGCUUUGGCGGCUGGAGAAUGGGGAGCUGGAACACAUCCGACCCAAGAUUGUGGUGGUCUGGGUGGGUACCAACAACCAUGGGCACACAGCAGAGCAAGUGACUGGUGGCAUCAAGGCCAUUGUGGAACUGGUGAACCAGCGGCAGCCCCAGGCCCGCGUCGUGGUGCUGGGCCUGCUUCCGAGGGGCCAGCACCCUAACCCACUUCGUGAGAAAAACCGACGGGUGAACGAGCUGGUCCGAGCAGCACUGGCUGGCCACCCACGGGCCCACUUCCUGGAUGCCGACCCCGGCUUUGUGCACUCAGACGGUACCAUAAGUCACCAUGACAUGUAUGAUUACCUGCACCUGAGCCGCCUGGGCUACACACCUGUCUGUCGAGCCCUGCACUCCCUGCUUCUGCGUCUGCUGGCCCAAGACCAGGGCCAGGGGGUCCCCCUGCCAGAGGCCGCACCCUAAGCAUUCUCCCUCCCCGAUAUUAAAUUUUCGUUCCU
This is a messenger RNA of Lutra lutra (Eurasian river otter), 887 nucleotides long. RefSeq names its product platelet activating factor acetylhydrolase 1b catalytic subunit 3 (gene PAFAH1B3). The coding region runs from base 157 to 852 and encodes 231 amino acids. The record is from RefSeq and is a predicted model, not a curated record. NCBI's taxonomy places the organism in Eukaryota, Metazoa, Chordata, Mammalia, Carnivora, Mustelidae. The transcript is spliced from 6 exons.